Messenger RNA from Rotaria sp. Silwood1, 4776 nucleotides. The record is from the annotation of a GenBank genome assembly. Lineage: Eukaryota; Metazoa; Rotifera; Eurotatoria; Philodinida; Philodinidae.
AUCAGGUUUUCAUAACGGCGUUACAUUUAUGUAAAUCAAAAUGUAAUAUUUUUGAGAAAAAAAAAGUAGUUCACGAGAACCGCCUUAAAAAUCUAAUUACGGUUUACUAGUCUGUUUACUUGUAUUCCGUAUGGGACUAGUCGGGAUUUUCUUUUUCGUAAUGCUAUUACAGCAAAAUCGAUCAAAUUUUAUUCUGAGAAUAUGUCAAAAGUUUAGUCUUUCUCCACAAGAAAGGAUGUGGUUGAUAAUUUACAAAGCAUUUGAUAGCAUGGUUUUAGAGCUAGAUAUGAAGGUUCACGAUCAGGUUCAACGUAAGACAGAAAAAACUACAACUGACAUAAUUUUUCAAAUAACAAAAUAUAUGUCCUUCGACUUUCGCGUUCGUUUUACAACGUGGAAAAAAUGUUUAUUUCUGACUUUGAAACAAAUACUGAAUAUAACUUAUACAGCCCAUAUGCUCAUCAGUGAAGUUAAAAGAAAGGCAAAUGUUUGGCUUCCCAAACGAUAUAUUUACGUCAUUAUUUUUACAUAAAGCAUUAGUUAAAUCUUGCACAAAAAUAAAAUAAUGAUGAGUAUUUAACACUAACACUAUCUCAAUUCAGCUUUCUUACUUUUAUUUCUAUUCACGUAAUUAGUCAAAGGUUUUAGAUAUAUGUCAAGGUAUAAACAUUUAGGGUUGCUAUCAAAUCACGCACCCGAACAUCAUCUUUUUGUGACUGUAGAUUUCUUUCAUUUACGAUAAGUGUUCGAUGAAAUCGAUAGGAUUUUCUUGUCUAACGAAAUAAUGAUAAGUCUCCAUGUGAUCUGAUGAGGUCAUGCAUUCAACUGAUAUUCUCCAUUUAAGCUCGUAUGUUGUUCAUAGGUACAAUUCAUAGCAUGGAUAAAAAUUCCAACAGGAUUCAUGCAAUUAAGCUUUUCUUGUUUAAUUAUGUUCAUAUACUGAAUAUGUUUGUCAGUAUAUAUUCUCUAUUCAUCCAAACUCACACUCACAUCCACACCCGGCAGUUCUCAACAUACAAAAACUAAAUAAGAGUCUUUCUCUAUAAUCUUUAGAUGAUUUUAUUGUUCAAUACAUUCAUCAGCAAGAGCAGUGUAGGUUGCAUAUCAGAUAUUCUAUGUUUAAGUAUUGUUUUAGUCGUCUCCUGUGUAGAUAAAGAAAUAAAUUUAGAACAAUGCGGUAUGUUAAUUUUCAUUUGAUACAUGGUUGUUUAGUGAGAUAUACAUAUCUAUUCUGUUGCUAGAACUGCAAAAAGUUUUUUAUAAGUAUGGAAAAAAAUUCCCUACAUUCUGACUCGUCGUUCUCUAAAUCAUCACGACACUAAGUAUGGAACUCUACUAAUAAGUCAAACAGUACAUUUUAAUAUGUUGUUGUUGGAUAUUAAUCUACUAUUCUGUUUUUUAAAAUCCACUAAUGUAAUUUAUGUUACGUGUUAAAAUCUAAAAUCUAAAAAUUUACUAGAGUAUAAACCAAUGAUGGAAAAAUGUAAACAAUAACAAUCAAAAUCAUAUUUAUAGUUGUACAAGAAAACAAAAGUAGCGAUGCGAACAACAUUUUAAUUCUUUCAAAAUGACUUCAUCAACAAUUAUGAUUUAAUGUUCUAUAUUGUUCACAAUCAUCAAAUUACUUGAAACGUCCACAUUGUUUAUUUUUAUCAAGCAUGUCUUUAAUGAACUAUCAUAUUUAAUGAAGAUUGAUCGAAGAAUUUCUAUUAUAAAAAGUUUGUUUUUGUUUAAUUUUCUUCUCUAUUUAAUGAUGUUAUUAAAUUUUCUAUGUUUUCUAAUAUUCAUUCUUCUAAUUCUAUUUUCAGUCUCUUGUGAUUUGAUAUCAUUAUUAAUACAAUUAAGUGAACCUAUCUUUCAUCUUUUUUUUUCCCUUAGAAACAAUGAUUUGACACAUAUUGCUUAGCUGUUAUUGUUUUAAUUCUAUAAAAAAAAAAAAAAAAAAAGAUUGCACAGAUGUACUGCGAAGAAAAAAAACUACAUAAAACAAAUCAUAUUCGUUCAUCGAAGCAUAUUAAGACAACUUUUACUUAAAUUGAACGACUUGAGAGCUUUUUUGUCUAAUUAAAAUCAACCACAUGGAAGAAUUCAAACAAAAAAAAAAAAAGACAUCAUUGAAAAAAUGACCUACGAAAUAAUUAAUGAACUUGUUGUUAAAAUUAAAUGUUCAACAUUCUGAACAAUCUAUUGAAUAUUUUAAUAUACAUAAGAGUUUGUUUUUUGGUGAAUAGGACAAUUGAUUUUAUUAUAUUUCUGAGUAAUGAAAAACUGACUAUGCACUCUUUCACUAUGUGAGUCAUAGAGUCUUUCGAAGAAUUGAAACUAAAAUUGAACAAUUAGUUAGCUUCAUUUAUCUUCUGUUUUUUUGGUAAGUGUUAAAAUGUCUCGCAACAAGUUAUCCCCAAGCAGGGAUGUGGCGAAGAAAAAAAAGUGGGGGGGUGCAUUGAAAAUUUUUGGAAACUGACAAAGAUUUCUGGAUAGAUUUUUCAAAAGUGGGGGGGUGCAAACCUAUCUUUUUGAAUUUGAUGACUUUUUUUUGAAGAAAAAUUGACUAUUUUUGCUGCGAAAAAUUGAAAAUUUUCAAAAAGUGGGGGGGUGCGCACCCCCCUGCACCCCGUGGUCGCCACAUCCCUGUCCCCAAGAGAUUAUACAACAUAGAUGAACAAAAAAAAAAAAAAAGAUCUAUGUCGAUGUGUUAUACAUGUAAUUUUGUCGACAAUGAACAUCUUCAUUUCAUUCAUACUAAAUGAUGUUGAAUGAUUAACGAGUCAUAAUAGAAAAACAAAAUUGAUUAAUUUGAAAUUCAGUCAUUUUUUUUUUCGAUUGGUUAAAAAAAAUACGUUUUGUUUGUUUCUUAUUGGUUAGAAUAAAAAAAAGAAAAGUUAAUUUUCAUCUUGUAAAUGGCAGCUAUAAACAAAAUGAACAAAAAACAAGAAGAAAGAAAGAAAGAAAGAAUCGUGAUUUGGAAGAUGUAUGGAAAAAAGUCGUUAGUUAAUCUAUAAAACAAGUAACAGCAAAAUUUUGUCUGUACUUAAUUCUCAUGAGAGCAUAAGAAGAAGAAGAAGAAAAAAGAAAAAGACGAACGGACUCUUUUUUUUUUCUCGUUAUCGUUUGAAUUUUUUUUCUUUUAAAGCAUCAUUGAUGCAUAUCGAUUCGGUACAAUAGUUGUUGUCGUCUCUUUUAAUCAAGUUUCUCUCUUUUUUUUUCCUCUAUUCUUCGAAUAACUCGAGACGAGUCAUUGGCUUUUCUCGUCAUUUUGGCAUGAUGUUCGCUUGAAGAAAUAUUCAAUCUAUCAUAUCAUAUAUAGAGACAGCAGUAACGCUCUAUUGAAGUCUUUUUUUUUUUGCUUCUGUCUAUCUUUCUCUUCCCUUCAUUGACUUUUGGAGACUGUCUCUCAUUUGUGCACAAGAGGCUUGUUCCUGUGCGAAACCAUGUUUCCGUUCAACCAGUUCGUUGCAGCUCAAUACCGAUAUUCCAAAUUCGGUAGGUGCUCUGUAUAUUUUUCCCCUAUCGAUUCUUGCCUCCCUCCUUUUUUUUUUUAUCCCUUUGUGCUCCAAUGAAUCGCGAGAGUUUAUAUUAUCUAUUAGUAAACUCAUCAUUGGCAUAAUCAAUAUAUUUAUAUCUUUUAUAGGACAUGGAGGUAUUAAUCAACUCGGUGGAGUUUUUGUUAAUGGUCGACCAUUACCAGAUCUUGUUCGUCAAUCCAUUGUUGAUUUAGCUAAACAAGGUGUACGACCAUGUGAUAUAAGUCGACAAUUACGAGUAUCACAUGGAUGUGUUAGUAAAAUUCUUGGAAGAUAUCAUGAAACAGGUUCAAUUCGUCCCGGUAUUAUAGGUGGAAGUAAACCAAAAGUUGCUACACCAAAAGUUGUUGAUGCUAUAAGUAAUUAUAAAAGUCAAGCACCAACAAUGUUUGCAUGGGAAAUUCGUGAACGUCUUAUUGCUGAUGGAAUAUGUGAUUCAGAUAAAGUACCAAGUGUUAGUUCAAUUAAUAGAAUUGUUCGUAAUCGUGGAAAUUUAAAUGAUAAUUCAAAAUCAAAUAAUCAUAAUAAUAAUAAUAAUUCAUCACCAACAACAUCAAAUGAAACAACAACAACACCAUCAGCUGUUAUAAGUGGUACAACAAGUAAUGAAGAGGAUAGUCGAAGUCAUCCAACAGGUGUAUCAUCAUCACCUAAUGGUUAUAGUAUUCAUAGUUUACUUAAUCAUUCACAAUAUAAUUUACAUUCAAAUGAGUAUUCAAUAAAACGUUCUCAUCAUCAUCACCAUCAUCAUCAUCAUGGAUCUCGUAUAAAUCAUCAUAUCGAAAUGCUUGAUUAUAAACAUUUUUCGGCUGAACAAAUAAAUUUUUUGGAUAAAUUUUUUAAAGAUAAUCCAUGGGCUGAUAAUGCACAAAUUGAAUCAAUUGCUAAAGCAACUGGUUUUGCAGAAUCAACCAUUAAAAUUUAUAUUGAUCAACGUCGUGCUAAAUGGAAUUCAAUGUAUACAUCAAAUAAUUAUCUUAAUUAUAAUACAAAUGAUUUUUCAAAUGAUUUAUCAACACAAUCAUCAUUUCAUAAUGUUAAUCAACAUUUUAUUGGAAAUAAUAAUAAUACAAUGAAAAAUGAUUUUGAUAUACCGUCAACACAAUCGAAUGAACUUUUUUGUACGUCAUCAACAUCUUAUCCAACAUCAACAACAAAUUUUUCAAUACCAGCACAUGGAUCAGAUUAUUAUUCUUCAAAUCCAUAUUCAACUGAUUGGCGUUAUUCAUCAUUUUCAAAUUUUAGUAAAUAA